Molecule: messenger RNA, 1288 nt
Organism: Drosophila innubila
Lineage: Eukaryota; Metazoa; Arthropoda; Insecta; Diptera; Drosophilidae
Gene: Hexim
Product: protein HEXIM1
Exons: 3
Coding region: 147-1163 (338 amino acids)
Biological process (GO): negative regulation of cyclin-dependent protein serine/threonine kinase activity; negative regulation of transcription by RNA polymerase II
Cellular component (GO): nucleoplasm; cytoplasm; nucleus
Molecular function (GO): 7SK snRNA binding; cyclin-dependent protein serine/threonine kinase inhibitor activity
Source: RefSeq, a predicted model, not a curated record
UCAAUGUUUUUAGCAAUCCCUUUUAUACGCGCUGCAAGUGCUCCAACAGUCCAGUCUUGAAAUAUACUUCUCGAAGGUUUUUAUUCGCGAAAAUACAUAAAUUUGUGCUGAAAUUUAAGUUCAACUAGUUUGUGAACUAAUUCGUUAUGGCAGAAGCUGCAAAAACAGAAAGUGCCCAUUGUGGUUCAUCUCAAAGGCGCAAGCAUCGGCGUGGCAAGAAAUCAAAAAUGGUUCCAAAGAAGACAAAGAAUCAAUAUCCGGCUUGGAAACUGGACAUGCUGCCAACGUCGACCGGGAAUGGUACCACAGGCACCGGGAGCAGUAGUUCUCGUACUAAAUUAGUGCGUUCGCGCUCAUUGCUUGUACCCUAUAACACGAACCGCUUUCUUAUGGAGGAGCACAUGUCCGAGUUGCCCAAGGAUGACUUCGACGAUAAUUGCUUUGGAUCACAGACCGAGGACCAGGAAUUGUUUCUGUCCAAAGAGUUCUCUAAUGUGUACGAGCGUGCGCGCCUUGAGCGACUGGAAACUAUGAGCAAGCAGGAGCUCAUACAGGAGUGUCUUCAAAUUGAGGAUCGCUAUUCGAAGGAUCAAGGGCGUCAACGUCAGCAGAAUCUAAAUGCACAGAAUAUAUCCAAGGAGUAUGGUGCUAAAAUACGAGCACUGGAGGACAAGAUACGUGAACUCAUGCGGGAAAAUCAAAUACUGCGAUCUCAUUUCAUUCGCUCGCGGUCGCCAACUAUUACGGCAGCAGCAGCUGCAGCCGCGUCUCCGCCCUCGGCAGCCGCGCCCACCGCAAGUGCUGCUUGUGAGCUGCAGGCACCCAUGGACUCUUCCAGCGAGGAUAGCGAAAGUGAUAGCAGCAGCUCAACAUCCACAACCACAUCCAGCUCCUCCUCGAGCAGCGAGGGCCAUGAGAUUGGUGUUGCCGGUUUAAACAUUGCCAAUGGCCAUGUGGAACGCAGUGUACAUCGGCACAGACACAGUCACAGUCGCAGUCAUUCCCGUUCUCCCAACCUGGUUAUUGGUGCCCCGUUAAAUGGACAUGCAAACGAGGAGGAACGCUUGAACCUCCUGGAUGCCAGUCGCAUGGAAGAGGAUGAUGACAACUCCAGUGAGGAUGCCAAGAACGAUGCCGAUGCAGUAGACGAACCACCCAAAUAAACUAUACUCUCUUAAUCCACCUGUGUAAAUAGACGACUCAUUAAUUGUGCUAGACCAGUUGCAUGAUAUCGAGAUAUCCCAAUUCCCCGCUUAGUAAUAAGUAUGUGAUUAUGGCAGAAAGACAA